Messenger RNA from Salvelinus sp. IW2-2015, 1574 nucleotides. It is a transcript of the gene necab2, whose product is annotated as N-terminal EF-hand calcium binding protein 2. Lineage: Eukaryota; Metazoa; Chordata; Actinopteri; Salmoniformes; Salmonidae. The record is from RefSeq and is a predicted model, not a curated record. Gene Ontology annotation, biological process: regulation of amyloid precursor protein biosynthetic process. Gene Ontology annotation, cellular component: cytoplasm. Gene Ontology annotation, molecular function: calcium ion binding.
AUGAUGAUGUAAGAGGGGAGGGAGGGAUUGGCCCCAUAGCGCUCAGCAUGAACGCUCCGGUGCAAAAGGAUGUGUGAGCAAGCAGCGCGCUACUGCAGGGACGGUGUCCACAAACUGCUCCAAAAAGAACAACCGAAACUCCGGGCUCAGGACAGCAAAGAGCAACCAAAACCCGUGGACCAGGACAGCGAGUCAGCAACGGCUGCACAGUCCGGAAACAGCGGCGCCCAGCCCGGUGCAAUUGACGGGCUCGUCCGCUGGAUAGUCACCAAGAUGAGCGACAACAAAAGCAUCUCUACCCGGGAAUACACGAAGGAGGAGGCGUCGGUUGCCCAAGAGCAGUUCUUCGCACCAGAGCCACGGAAAGGCAUCUCUGUUAUAUUGGAUAUUUUCCGGAGAGCUGAUAAGGAUGAUGAUGGGAAGCUGUCUCUGGAUGAGUUCCAGGCGUUCUUCUCCGACGGAACGCUGAAUGAGGAGGAGCUGGAGAAUCUGUUUCACUCCAUUGACUCAGAUAACACAAGUAAUGUUGACACUAAGGAACUCUGUGACUACUUUGUCAAACACAUGGGUGACUAUGAGGGUGUACUGGCCUCCCUGGAGACUCUCAACCUGUCCAUCCUCAGAGCCAUGGACUUCACCAAGAAGGUGUACGAGCGAGGGACCAACGUGGAGCAAUUUGUUACUCGCUUCCUGUUGAAGGAAUCAGCUAAUCAGAUCCAGUCUCUGCUAAACUCGGUGGAAAGUGCUGUGGAUGCUAUUGACGAGCAGCAUUGUAGCCAAUCAGGGUAUCCCACUAAGGUCAGUCCACGGGUUCCAGAGAAACGUUAUGAAAAACCAGUGCCUGACUACCCUCCUAACAACAGAGUCCGUACUGCCAAGGAUGUUGCCCCGAGGAACACCAACACUGCUACAGGGGUGGUGGAGGUUAGGAAAGAGACUCUGGAGGCACAGAUCAACCGACUGGCUGAGCUGAUUGGACGCCUUGAGAACAAGACAGUUUGGUUUGACCUGCAUCAGAGGCUAACAGACACUGAUGGCACAGCCAGCGCAUCCCUGUACCUGAUUCGUCAGGAGAUGGCGGUAUCCCAGAAGCAGCUGGGAGAGUUCUGCGAGGCCCUGAAGCAGUACCUGAAGAAUGUCUCUGCCCAAAGAGACUGCUUCCAUGUGACUGCAGUGCGGCUGCCAGAUGGACUCUCCUUCGUGGUGUAUGAGUUCUGGGAUGGAGAGGAGGAGUGGAAAAAACACCUCCAGACUGCGUCCUCCAAGGCCUUUCAACAUGUUAAAGUGGACACUCUGUGCCAGCCUGAGGCUGUGUCCACUGUUGCUGUGCCAGCCGCCUGGUGCAGCCUGAGCAGAGACUGACAGGGGUGGGGCCAGAUUGCCUGAGUCUGCAACACCCCCCAUCCUUAGCUCCCCCGUAACCUCCCUCACCCGCUCUCUCUCACCCUCACAACCCCUCUCUUUCUCUCUUUUGUAAGUACAUGUUUACACAGUGUCUGUUUGAUAUUGAGGCAAAAUGGAAUGCGUCAAUUGCAGUGAAUAUUGAACAGUGCAUUAAAGCGAGAUUACCUCCA